ACAGAGUAAUGGUUGGUAUACCAGAGGUGGCCUGGAACAUAAUGGGGAGUGUGUGGGUGUUGACGGGUCAGGUCCACUGUAAGCCUGACACUGCUCUGCCUCUCUUAAUGCAAGCUCUUGUGAUCUACACUUGGGUGGCUAUUGGACUAAUUAUUAUUGGGAUCCUGUUGCUGUUUGACCCAAUGAAGCGACCCAGCAGGCAAGGGCUUGUGGAAAGUGGCUCCUUAGGGAGUCACUACAUUCAGCUGUGGGAAAAACGCUGUCGCUUCCUCUGUUGCGUGAGGUCUGCCGAUGAAAACAGCUCCGAAGCCUUCAAGAAUGUUGCAGAUGUGUUUGCCUCUCUGUUUGAGGACAGUGACUUGGUGGCAUCAGACCUGGCAGCAGCUCUGGUCCUGCUGAGGCUCAAGAGGAAGCAUGAGGAGCGUCAGGAGGAGUCCUUCAGGAAGACCAACCUCCAUAUGCCCAUUUGUCGCUCCUCCACGGCCAGCAUUGGUGCUCUGCAGGAUGAGGGAGGACUGCCGCACCAGCAGUCACCUCGCCCGGAGUGGAUGAAAGUCGGCAGCGCUCACCACUUUAUGAAAUUUGCCCUGGCAUCGUAUGGCUGGCCAUGGUUUGUGUAUGGGAGGUUUUGUCAGGCGUGCUGCUCCCUCUGGUCCCACUUACACUGCUGUACGUGUUGCAGAGCAGCGCCAAAUUACGUGAUGCAGGACAACUGUUGUUUGUGCCACACUGCAGCACUCAGGGCCAUCACAGGCCUCACGGAGGAAAACAUCACCUACAUCACCUUCCACAACAAGAUAUAUGAGGUGCCAUUUUUUGUUGCCAUUGAUGAUGAAACACAGAACGUGGUGGUGGCCAUAAGAGGAACCCUCUCCCUGCACGAUGCAAUCACCGACCUCAACGCUCAGUGUACUAAUGUGUGUAUUGAAGGGCUGCCUGAGAGUUGCCUGGCCCACAAGGGUAUGGUACAGGCAGCGAGGUUUGUGCUCAGAAGACUAGAUGAAACGAGAGCAUUGGCUGAAGCAUUCGCUGCCCGCAGUGGCUAUGGUCUGGUCAUUACUGGACACAGCUUGGGUGCAGGUACGGCGGUGGUGCUGGCAUCACUCAUGAGGCCUCAGUACCCCAAUCUGAAGUGCUUUGCGUUCUCCCCCCCUGGAGGUCUCUGCUCAAAGGAAUUUGCUCUGGCUACUCAAAACUUCGUAAUGUCUGUAGUGGUCGGAGAUGAUCUGGUGCCUCGUCUCUCGAUGAAUUCCCUCCAUGAUCUCCGUCACAAGAUAAUGUGUGUCUUAGAUACCUGUCGUCAACCUAAG
Messenger RNA from Homarus americanus (American lobster), 1310 nucleotides. RefSeq names its product diacylglycerol lipase-beta-like. Lineage: Eukaryota; Metazoa; Arthropoda; Malacostraca; Decapoda; Nephropidae. Gene Ontology annotation, biological process: lipid metabolic process. The record is from RefSeq and is a predicted model, not a curated record.